This is a messenger RNA of Etheostoma spectabile (orangethroat darter), 1259 nucleotides long. RefSeq names its product chemokine (C-X-C motif) receptor 3, tandem duplicate 2 (gene cxcr3.2). Lineage: Eukaryota; Metazoa; Chordata; Actinopteri; Perciformes; Percidae. The record is from RefSeq and is a predicted model, not a curated record. Gene Ontology annotation, molecular function: C-C chemokine receptor activity; C-C chemokine binding. Gene Ontology annotation, cellular component: membrane; external side of plasma membrane. Gene Ontology annotation, biological process: G protein-coupled receptor signaling pathway; immune response; cell chemotaxis.
GGUUUCAGGUGUUUUGCUGCCUCCUUGUUUGCUACAAAUAUGGAUCAAGGUCUAUCAACCACAGAAGAUUACUGGGACUAUGAUUAUGAAACUUACAGCUUGUCCCCUGGCAUGAGCGAGAGUCAUGCAGCCCCAUGCUUACAGGAGGAGAUAUAUGGUUUUGCACAGAGGUACUCGCCUGUUGUAUACAGUUUGGUGUUUGUCCUGGCUCUUUUGGGCAACCUGCUGGUGCUGUGUGUCAUCCGACGCUAUCGAAACUCUCAGAGUGGCGGAGCCUGUGCUUUCUCUCUGACGGACACCUUCCUCCUUCACCUGGCCAUUUCUGACCUCCUGCUGGCCUUCACCCUACCCCUGUUUGCAGUGCAGUGGGCUCACCACUGGAUGUUCGGCUUGGCUGUUUGCAAGAUCUCCGGUGCCCUCUUCUCCCUGAACCGCUACAGUGGCAUCCUUUUUCUGGCCUGCAUCAGCUUUGACCGUUACCUGGCCAUAGUUCAUGCUGUCAGCUCUGGCUGGAAGCGCAACACCUGCCAUGCCCAGAUUGCGUGUGCCUUCAUCUGGGUGGGCUGCUUGGGCCUGAGUGGAGUGGACAUUACCUUCAAAGAGGUAGUGGAGGUGAACACAGGGGGCCAUCAGAAGACACUCCUGUGCCAGGUGUGGUUCACUGAGAACACCACCCAGUGGCAGGUGGGGCUGCAGCUGGUCAGUGUGGUGCUAGGUUUUGGGCUCCCCUUGUUGAUUAUGCUCUACUGCUACAUCCGCAUCUUCAGGUCUCUCUGUAACGCCACUCGCCGCCAAAAGCGCAAGUCUCUCCGCCUCAUCGUCUCUUUAGUGUCUGUGUUUGUCAUCUGUUGGGCACCGUAUAACUGCUUCCAGCUGGCAGAUAGUCUGCACAAGCUGGGAGUGGUGACUGGAGGUUGCCAGUUUGGCCGAGUGGUGGACAUUGGGACUCUCGUCACUGAAAGUGUGGGGCUGUCGCACUGCGCUCUGAACCCUCUGCUGUAUGGCUUUGUGGGGGUGAAGUUCAGGAGGGAGCUAGUCAAAAUGUGUAAGGGGCUGCUGGGACGGAGAGGCCUGCUGGGGAUGGAGGAAUGGAGGGAGAGGAGGAUCAGAAGAACCACCGCAUCUUUCAGCUCUGCAGAAAGUGAACACACCUCAUACUCUGUUAUGGUGUGAAACUAAAUCGAGGGAAUGGACAGGAUGGGUGUGUGUGUGUGUGUGUGUGUGUGUGUGUGUGUGUGUGUGCGCGUGUGCGUAUGCGU